UGUGACGUAUUUGGACAUGGGCGUGGCUUGCGACGUCACACUUGGAUGUGAGGCUAUUUAGGACGAAUAGUGCAGCAUCAGUCAGACUCAGGCCUUGUUGACGUUCAGUUUAAUACUUUCUUCGCUUUUAGUCACGAUGCCGACUAUUAAACUGCAGAGCUCUGAUGGAGAGAUGUUUGAGGUGGAUGUUGAAAUCGCCAAGCAGUCUGUGACCAUAAAGACCAUGCUGGAAGAUCUGGGGAUGGAUGAUGAAGGCGAUGAUGAUCCGGUUCCUCUGCCCAAUGUGAACGCUGCCAUCCUGAAGAAGGUGAUUCAGUGGUGCACCCACCAUAAAGACGACCCUCCUCCUCCUGAAGACGAUGAGAAUAAAGAGAAGAGGACGGAUGACAUCCCCGUGUGGGACCAGGAGUUCCUCAAAGUAGACCAGGGCACCCUCUUCGAACUCAUUCUGGCUGCAAAUUACUUGGACAUCAAAGGCUUGCUAGAUGUUACUUGCAAGACGGUUGCAAACAUGAUCAAAGGCAAAACCCCAGAAGAGAUCAGAAAGACUUUCAAUAUCAAAAAUGAUUUCACAGAGGAAGAGGAAGCCCAGGUACGUAAGGAGAACCAGUGGUGUGAAGAGAAGUGAAGAUCCUGACACACUUUAACACUAUGGAUUGUUCAAAAAAAAAAAAAAAAAGUAAUAAAAAAAAAAAAAAAAAAAAAAUUGCACUGCGCUGUUGAUAUUUGUUGAGAUUUAACACAAAUAAACCUAGUCAAGUUCCUUGCGUUUGCUAGCAUGACCUUCCUUCUUGCUUGUGUGGUGUAAACCCUUUUUUAAUGUCGUUCCUCUUCAGAUGAACGGAGUAGAGAAAACACUUUCUUACCACACUUAUUUUAUUUUAACGGAGCUCGUCACCAAAUGCCAGAUUGUGUUUUCUGUUUUUGAGAAACUAAGGUGUAGCUUGAGGAGUAUUAUCUAAGCAGCCGUGUUUGUGCUGAUGAAUGAUCCGUGUUGGGAAUCUGAAGGCUGAGAUGUUUGAGCGCGGUCUUGUGAACUGGAAGUGCUGCUGUCUGCGUUGACUUCAUGUGCUCUGCCUCGGUGUCUGGGAUUGACAGUCUUUCACGCUUCUGCUCCUUAAUUGUUGGCCAUUAGGAUUAGGAAUCUUUUGAUUCCAAAAACGUUCAAAUAAAUAAAACCAGAUUAUUGUG
This is a messenger RNA of Carassius auratus (goldfish), 1191 nucleotides long. RefSeq names its product S-phase kinase-associated protein 1. Bases 137 to 628 code for a protein of 163 amino acids. The transcript is spliced from 6 exons. Lineage: Eukaryota; Metazoa; Chordata; Actinopteri; Cypriniformes; Cyprinidae. The record is from RefSeq and is a predicted model, not a curated record. Gene Ontology annotation, biological process: ubiquitin-dependent protein catabolic process.